Molecule: messenger RNA, 4232 nt
Organism: Acomys russatus (golden spiny mouse)
Lineage: Eukaryota; Metazoa; Chordata; Mammalia; Rodentia; Muridae
Gene: Cfap61
Product: cilia and flagella associated protein 61
Exons: 26
Coding region: 288-4001 (1237 amino acids)
Source: RefSeq, a predicted model, not a curated record
CCCUUUAAAUAUCUAAAGCAGUUUUACUGUCAUUGUAGAAAGUUCUAGACAGGCCAGUUCUGAGUUCAUUUUCUAGGAGAACAGCAUUUGAGCAGGUUUACAGUGACAGUUGUUGCAACCAACCACCUGAGAAAACAUGCCCCGUGAGUACCCCUGAGUACUCUGCAUGCCUUUACUCUGACGGUGUGGAAUUAACUGUCCAGUGCUGUGUGUAUUGUAACUGAACUAGCUUGUCAUCUCCGAUUAAUAACAGACCUACUCCCCCCUCUCUCAGACAGGAAGAAAAAAUGUCCGUACUCACUUCUCCCAGAGGGAAGACAGAGGUGGUUCACUGCCGAAGAACAGAAUCCCAGGAUAUCCUCUGUAUCAAAAGCCUCAUUAGAAAGUCUACCCAGAGGCUGUUUGGGAGGCUCAGCAUCAUCUAUCUCCUAGAAAAGGCUAACCUUGCUGUUACCCUCUGCAAUGACAAGGAGGAGAUCAUGGCGAACGCCAUCUUCUUGGACUAUCCCAACUGGAAUGUUGCCAAGCAAGACGACUGGAUAUCAGUGUUCCGGGAGCUUGACAGCGAGCUCCCCUGCACGCCCCUGAACACACUGUUUAUGCACUUCUUUGUGGCUGUGGAUGAGUACGCCACUGGCUGCCUCAAAGAGAUAAUUCGGACUGUGUUCAAGGCAGUUCCUGAACUGUACUUCAUAUUCGUCAUAGUGCCAAUGCAUGUGAACCUAGGCUCAACUCUGAUAACGGUAUUUGACCAAGUGGGGAACAUGCCGUGUCUGACCUACGAUGAAGACUUUGCAGUGCACAUAUGUCACAGGCAUAACCACUACCCUCAGCUGCACAUUCGCAAAGCCAGAGUUGAAGACCAUGAUGACCUCAUGCCAAUAUUUAUGCACUAUGACAGCACUCUGAAAGAGAUUUAUGGCGAAUACUUCCUGGCUGAAUUAAUAGAGGCCCAAGAUGAAGAGAAUCAUGCCGCGGUGUGUGAGGUUGGAGGCAAGGCUGUUGGGUUCAUGAGUGUGUGCUCCAGCGUGAACUUGCCCCUGCUGCACGAAUGCUUUGACCUGGGCCCUUUUCAUGGAUUCUGUGUCCCGCAUCCAGACGAUCUUCUGGAGCCAUCAAAAGAAUCAAGUAUUGAAGAAAGUCAAGACACUGACGUCACGAGUGGCAGCCAGGGUUCUUGUAAAGAAGAGCCAGGGGGAAGUGCUUCUGCAGAGGAGAUGACCCAGGAGAAAGACGCCAGAGCAUCUUCAUCUGAGGUUGUCUUGUCACCAUACUUAAGUAAAGUAUCUGAUGAUAUGCAGGACGUGGAACAGAACUUCAGCCUGCUUUCCGUCGUGGGUGAUGACAACGAGGUCAGCAGUUUGAGCAGUGAGAGUUCCCUGCCCUCCUUCCUGUUCUCCGAGGAACAUCCCCACUUCCGCCCCAUCUACCUGGGAGACUCUGCCGCGUUUUGUAUUCAGCUCUUUUGUAUUGAUGAGAAAUAUGAGGCAAGGUCCCUGGAUUUUAUGAGUUUUGUCUUCAGUCUUUUUCCUGAUAAGAACUUCUGCUUGAUAUCUGUGCCCCAUCUCACAACUGAGUUUGUCCUCAUCCAGAACUUUGUGAAGGUUGUCCCAUUCAACACGUGCACCCUGAAGCAUGAUCUCUAUGUCUUCCAUCGAGCCGGAUUGCUCAGGUCCAUUAACAUAAGGCCAGCCAGCCCUGAGGAUACUCCUGGUAUUGAAAAUCUUAUCAACACCCUCAUGCUCAGUAGGAAGAUCCUGGAUGAAGCAGACCAGUACAACAAGGCUCGCAGAGACCCCGAUGGAACCGAGAUGCAGGUGUUUGUAGCUGAAGUUGCAAAGCAAAUAGUUGGCAUUGCAGUGAUCAGAAAAGAAAUGGACGUAGAGUACAUACGGUCUCAUUAUAACAUCGAGGAUUUCAUCUACUUCAGCCACCACCAGCAAGAAGAGCACGGGCGCUUGAACCAUUUCGCCCUGAACCCGAUUUUCCGACACUACACCAAGUUUUUCCUGAAGGAGAUCCUCCGCUUAGGCUACAAGUCAUGCCUCUACUACCCUGUCUAUUCGCAUCCCCGGGAAGGCAAGCUCCAGUGCUCUUAUGCCCACUCCCUGACAUCUGCCCUUCAUUACUUGGUUCCCGUGCGACCACGACGACAGAUUGUCUAUCCUCUGGAAAAGCUUGGCAUAAACGCUCCAUCAAAGGAGGUCUGCAAGGAUCAGGUGGGUUUUGCCUUGAACCACACGAACAGAAAACUGACAUUAGAACCGAAAGUCACUGUCAAUGCCAGAAUUGUUGUGGUUGGUGCGUCCAGUGUUGGAAUUUCGUUCCUAGAGACAUUGGUGUUUUGCUCUCACCUGAAAUUUAAUAAUCUCGUCCUGAUUUCAACUCAUGGACUCCCAGGAAAAAAACUUUUGGGCAACGAACAAAGGAAGUUUCUAGCAAGCGACCACUGUUUUAAUGACAGAGAUUUUGCGCUGAUGUCACUGUGCUCCUGGGUUAAUGUUGUGGUUGGUAGAAUGACGGGCUUAGACCGAGCAGCCAAGUGUGUUGUGGUUUCCAAGAAUGAGACCGUGUUCUAUGACCACCUCAUUCUCUGUACCGGGCAGCAGUACCAGGUUCCCUGCCCCACGGGGGCCAGUAUUGAUCAACACCUGACGAACAGAGAGGUUUCGGAGAACAGCAAGCGGAGGUACACUGGGAAAGUCCCUUACAACCUUUUCAUUCUCAACGACGAGGAAGACUGCGUCAAGGCCCUCAAUUGGCUGAGAAACAGCUCCAUCCUACCAGAAGGGAAGGUCAUUGUCUAUGGGAACACAAUUGAUGCGUAUACCACAGUAGAGACACUCCUACACAUUGGCCUGCAGGGGAAGUGCAUCUACUUCGUGCAUCCCCCAGCUGACUCUAACAUAACCUACAUCAACAACUAUGAGAUAGAGAGUGCUGUGGAAGACGCGCUCAGUGCUGCUGGAGUGACUGUCUAUCAGGACGCCCUGCUGGCUCAGUGGAAUGACGGGCAGGACCCGGAUCCCAUCCACAGCGCCUGCUUCACCACGUCCACCAAGCCUUUCAGACUGGAGUGUGAAGCAUUCUUCAGCUUCUACAAGAAGAAUGUGGAUUAUGAAACAUUUAAAGCAUUUAAUGACGCAUGCCUUGUCUAUGAUGGCCGUCUUGUGAUUGACACUACCUUCCACACCAAUGAUAUAGCCGUCAGAGCCGCUGGCUCACUCACCAAAUUCUCCAACCGCUAUUAUGCCAAUGAGUGGACUCACAGAAAUUUCAGUUCCAAAGAAAUUGGUUUUCAGCUGGCAGCAGCUAUGCUCAGUCUCUUUGACCCAACCCUUGAGCCUGUGACUAAACCGCCAGCUGACCUUGACCGCCUCAUCCCCAUGUACAAGGGAGCCAAGAUCCAAGGAGGGAUUCUUCCUGGGUCUAAACAUUAUCUGCAUAUCUCCAAACCUGCCAUCCCAAGUCCCUUGGAUGUGCAACGAUCACAGCCUGAUUUUGGUUCAGAAAUAGUAACAGGCAAUGUGAAAGACGGGACAUACUUCCGACUGUACAUUAACAAGUACAAGUUGGUGGAGGCCAUCACCUGCUUUUCAAAGGAGCCUUUCCCAGUCUCCAACUACAUCCGCUUGUUCGGACAGCAUGAGCGAAUCCUCAACAACCUGUGUACUCGUUAUGAUGACAACCUGAUCCCAGAUCUCUACAGCUACUUCACCGAGCCGUGGUGCAUGGCCAUCUUCCACGAUCGUUUUAUUGAUCUCAGGAAAGAACUGCGCCAAAUCUUAGUGUCCAAGCAGGAGGAAGAUAAGCCUUCCAUGGAGCAGCUAGCCUACAAGAUAGAGGAUGAGGAGAUAAACCUGAAGGAGAAGCCCCAGAAAUACCUCCAAAGGGUUUUUGAGGAUUCCAUCUACAAAAGCCUGACGGAGAGAAGCAUCCUGGAUUUCCUUCAUUACAACCAGUACCACCUGCCCAUGUAUGCGUGGCCCGGCAUCAUCUAGGCAGCCAGAGGCCCCUGCGCUUCCGCCAGUGGUUUCCCGGUCCUCCAGUAGGUGGCGCUCGCCUGUGUGGCACUGCUAAGCAGGGGGCUUUACAAACACAGCAAGGUCCUGUGCAGGGUAAUCCACUCUAGCAAUAAAAUGAGCUUCUCCUGAGCAAGACUGGUUUCUACCUUGUAUGUGAUUCUGUUUGACUUCUGGAAUGUUCUUCUGCCAGUUCCAUUAGCCCUCCCU